Molecule: messenger RNA, 1016 nt
Organism: Aegilops tauschii subsp. strangulata
Lineage: Eukaryota; Viridiplantae; Streptophyta; Magnoliopsida; Poales; Poaceae
Source: RefSeq, a predicted model, not a curated record
GCUCCCUGCCGAUCAAGCGCACUCAGAGUCUCAGAGCCACCCACCCCAGUUACACGCACCGCCACCAGCGACCCUUGCUGCACCGCCAUCGCCGGACUUGAGGGCUCUUCCGGUCCUCGUCGGCGAGCAAGAAAGAAAGAAAGAAAGAAGAUCCGCGGCGUAACAUGAGACCUGAUACUCCUUGGAUUGUCGGCUUCGCCACUGUCAUAGUUGGCUGGUUCGCGAGCCCCAUCUUAAGCUAUUAUGUUCCCAAGAUCCUGUCCGUAAUCGGCUUGGGCACGUCCAAAAGGCUCUCAGAUCUGGAGAUCCGCACCAUCCCGAACCUUAAGAAGACGCUGCGUGACGUAGAUCAAGAGAGGAUGAUGAACAGAGAAGGCAAAUUGCAAUCUGAUGUGGAGGCGCUUGACAAGAAGGCGUCCAUGCUGAGGCACGCGCUGGAGGAUGCGGAAGACAUCUCCGAUGAUCACCAGGAGAUCGAGUCAUACCGCAACAAGUUAUGGCAGCGCUUCUGCAGCGGACUGAAAAUCAGCUGGGGGUGGACUGUACACACCGUCUGGAGCGGAUGCGCUUGGCUAUGGCGGUGGGUCCGGAACAUGUCUGUCCGUCUCUCGGAGGUGACUGCCAGUGCGGUGGCCACCUGUCUUGUUAGCUGCAUGCCGGUUACACAAAUCGCCCGGCGUGGAUUUUCCAGCUUAUGCCGGUGGGCGCGAAAGAUAUACAUAGUGUCACGACUUCCUACGACCACCAAUAAUGUUGGCCGCUGUUCUCACUUCCUAGAUAUUGGCAUUACUCACUUCAACAUGAGCUGCAUGUGGAUUGCUUCCUCGGGGCCAUGGCUCUCUGGUCGGUGGACUUCCAUACGCAAAUGGAUAGUUGAUACAUUCGAGGCCGUCCGUACUGUCCGAGACGAGGUCUGUGAGGGUAUUGGCUUCACAAGUCACAAGGUACGUAAUGAUGCACACUCAGUUCCAAAUAUACAACUUUAUAAAAUUGGCCCCAUAUUACAUUUAGUUUAA